Messenger RNA from Protobothrops mucrosquamatus (brown spotted pit viper), 1362 nucleotides. It is a transcript of the gene AP2M1, whose product is annotated as adaptor related protein complex 2 subunit mu 1. Gene Ontology annotation, biological process: clathrin-dependent endocytosis; intracellular protein transport. The record is from RefSeq and is a predicted model, not a curated record. The coding region runs from base 40 to 1341 and encodes 433 amino acids. The transcript has 10 exons. Gene Ontology annotation, molecular function: clathrin-cargo adaptor activity. Lineage: Eukaryota; Metazoa; Chordata; Lepidosauria; Squamata; Viperidae. Gene Ontology annotation, cellular component: cytoplasmic vesicle; AP-2 adaptor complex.
GAUAUAAGCACCAUGGGAGAAGAAGACUAAAAAUUCAUCAUGAUUGGAGGCCUGUUCAUUUAUAAUCAUAAGGGAGAGGUUUUAAUCUCCCGGGUCUACAGGGACGACAUUGGGCGGAAUGCAGUGGAUGCUUUCCGAGUCAAUGUCAUCCAUGCACGACAGCAAGUCCGUUCGCCGGUCACCAACAUCGCUCGCACCAGCUUCUUCCAUGUCAAACGUUCCAAUAUCUGGCUGGCUGCCGUCACCAAGCAAAAUGUCAAUGCUGCGAUGGUCUUUGAGUUCCUCUACAAAAUGUGUGAUGUGAUGACUGCCUAUUUUGGAAAAAUCAGCGAAGAGAACAUCAAGAACAACUUCGUGCUUAUCUAUGAGCUUCUGGAUGAAAUCCUGGACUUUGGUUACCCUCAGAACUCUGAAACAGGAGCCCUGAAAACAUUCAUCACCCAACAAGGAAUCAAGAGCCAGACUAAGGAAGAACAAUCUCAAAUUACCAGCCAGGUAACUGGCCAGAUCGGCUGGAGGCGCGAAGGGAUCAAAUACCGUCGCAAUGAACUCUUCCUUGAUGUUCUGGAGAGCGUGAACUUGCUAAUGUCGCCGCAAGGCCAGGUGCUGAGCGCCCACGUCUCGGGCAGAGUGGUGAUGAAAAGCUACCUAAGUGGAAUGCCUGAAUGUAAGUUUGGCAUGAACGACAAGAUUGUAAUUGAGAAACAAGGCAAGGGGACCGCGGACGAAACAGGGAAAAGUGGGAAGCAGUCCAUUGCCAUUGACGACUGCACUUUUCACCAGUGUGUGAGACUCAGCAAGUUUGACUCGGAGAGGAGUAUCAGCUUCAUCCCACCCGACGGAGAGUUUGAGCUCAUGAGGUACCGAACCACUAAGGACAUUAUCUUGCCGUUCCGUGUCAUCCCCCUGGUACGUGAGGUGGGGCGCACCAAACUGGAGGUGAAGGUGGUGAUCAAAUCUAACUUUAAGCCUUCCCUCUUGGCUCAGAAGAUAGAGGUGCGAAUCCCGACUCCUCUCAAUACUAGUGGUGUACAAGUCAUCUGCAUGAAAGGAAAGGCAAAAUACAAGGCCAGCGAGAAUGCCAUUGUCUGGAAAAUCAAAAGGAUGGCUGGAAUGAAAGAGUCUCAGAUCAGCGCAGAGAUAGAACUGCUUCCAACCAACGACAAGAAAAAAUGGGCCCGGCCACCCAUCUCUAUGAACUUUGAGGUUCCCUUUGCGCCUUCCGGGCUGAAGGUGCGCUACCUGAAAGUCUUUGAGCCAAAGCUGAACUACAGUGACCACGAUGUGAUCAAAUGGGUGAGAUACAUCGGCAGGAGCGGGAUCUACGAGACAAGAUGCUAGCCCUGUGCAGCUCUCUCUCUC